Messenger RNA from Bombyx mori (domestic silkworm), 3248 nucleotides. RefSeq names its product pancreatic triacylglycerol lipase. The coding region runs from base 426 to 1991 and encodes 521 amino acids. The record is from RefSeq and is a predicted model, not a curated record. Gene Ontology annotation, biological process: lipid catabolic process. The transcript has 12 exons. Gene Ontology annotation, molecular function: lipase activity. NCBI's taxonomy places the organism in Eukaryota, Metazoa, Arthropoda, Insecta, Lepidoptera, Bombycidae.
AUAUAUUGUUUUGUAUCUUGUAAUAUGUACAUAUUAUUAUAUGUAAUGUUUACUGUAUGCACUAGGUUUGUGUUCCUAAUUCUCCUUUGCUUCUGUAUGCUUAUUGACGUGUCUUUUCUAACAGCUGUGUGUACAAAAUAUAUAUUAAAUAAAAAUAAAUAGGUACAUUGAUAGUGUGUUUUGUUUGAAUUAAUUACGUUUCUAUAGUGAAACAUAUACAAGGUUUAAAUCAAAUUUGAGUAAUUUGUGAAUGUACUAAGAGAAUGGAAGCUAAGAAUUUAAUGUGGUUUCAUAGCAAACAUUUAUAUUUUUAUCAAUGGAUGUCAUAAUGGAUGAGUGUACAAGGAAGUAAUGUCAUCUCCUUAGAUUUAGCUAUCAGCUUCUACGUACUAUAUUUAAUAGCGACUAUAGGAUGACAACAUCACAUGCAAUUAAUGGAGUUAUUACGAGAAGAAUCUCCUAAUGCAGAUUCCACUACUUUUAUGAUACAAAGCCUAUUCAAAAGCAGUAAGAGUGGGAAAGCUCGUACCCAUUCGUAUCCAUCCGCUGUCGAAGAAGAAGUGGACAUACUGGAGAAUCACAUCAGUCCUGACGAUCUAUUAGAGUUUUUGAAGAUCGGAGAAAAUGCAACGACCUCGGCCACAACUAAUGACGUAUUAUCAUACGCUGAAACUGAGGACACUACGAAUUUUCCGGUUCCCGAAACCGUGGACUGCUUCGGAUUGGGUCCGCUGGUCCGUCCAGUACUCUCACUUUUCAACAUGAAACCUGAUACUUCGGAGAAUGUGAACACACAUUUUUAUUUCUCAUCUAGAACGCAGCGGAACAGAGUCCAGGUAUAUCCUGGAAACCAAUUCGGUCUUGAAUGGGUGGACUUUGAUGCCAAUAGAAGAACAGUUUUAAUCAUACAUGGAUUCAUGAGCCACAGUAAUGCAUCGUGGGUGAACGAAAUGACACGAGCGUUUCUGGAUUGGGCCGAUGUUAAUGUGAUAGCCGUUGAUUGGAGCGGAGGCGGGAACACAUGGAAGUAUUGGCGAGCUGUCGCGAACGCUAAGAGAGUGGUCUCCGAUGUGAACGGGUUCAUGCGUCAGUUGAUGUCGACGAGUGGUGCGAAAACAAAGAGCUUUCAUUUUGUAGGGCAUAGUCUAGGAGCUCAUAUUGCCGCUUGCGUGUCUUUCCACAUUGGCGGAGUGGCUAGGAUCACAGGUUUGGAUCCAGCACAGCCAUGUUUUAAUUCACCGAACAGCACUGAUCGGCUGGAUCCUAGUGACGCGGACUUCGUCGACGUCAUUCACACUAAUGGAAGACUUCUCACCAAAUUAGGAUUAGGAUUACCCGACCCCAUCGGUCACGCAGAUUUUUAUCCAAACGGAGGUAUGAAACAGCCGGGUUGCUAUAACAACAGCAAUUCGGUUUGGUCAAGCAUCUUUCCAAGUUUGCAGCAAGCAAUAUGCAGUCACGGACGUGCUUAUCUGCUUUUCACGGAGUCCUUGAUCAACAACAAUUGUUCAUUUAGAGCUUACAAGUGGAACUUGACUUAUGAGGGAGUGAACGCAAGUAUACGGGCAACGUGUGACAAUAUCGGUUCAUGUUCAGAGAUGGGCAUAAAAGCCGUAGGAGCAAUCGGCUACCGACGUGCCAAAGGACCCUACUUCGUUCUGACCACCGAUAAGGAACCUUAUUGUCCAUCGGAAAUGGAACGCCAGCGUCCCCAGUCAGAAUUGCUGCACGAUCUCCGUCAAGGCUUUCGUCUAGAUCGUUCUUUGAAAACGUCAACAGUGACCGUUGCGUAUGCAGAUCCCGAUGACCAAGCGGUCGACGUUGGUACUACCACUACAGAGGCUAGCUGCUGGUUCAGACGGAUUUUCGGAAGGAGAGCAUCGAGUAAUACUGUAGUCGAAAAGGAGUACGCAGAUCCAUUGGAAAACGAAACUAUUGACAAUAAUAAUGCAACAACAGUGACGUCUUGGUUCAAGAGGUUAUUCACAUAGUUAUUUAAUUGAAUAUGCAAUUUCGAAAAGGGCACAUGUCGCAUAUUUUGUCAAAUACGUUUUUUCAUAUACAUGUAGUUUUGUACCUACACCCAUUUUUUAAUAAUUCCAGUAAUUUUCAAUUGCUAAUUAACACUAAAAUAUAUCUCAAAAUAUAUCUCUCAUUUUAAAUUUUACACUGCUUUAGAAAAUAAUCAGUUUUCGAAAUUACAUAUUCAAUUAUUUUAAAUUGUUUAUUGUUCCGUUUUACGGAGAAAAAAAAAGAUUAUUUGUGUGAAAUAUUUGUUGUUUUGGCUGUAUGGAUUAAAAUCUGUAAUUUCACAAUGAAAAAAAAUGUGGGUAAGCCCACUAAAAUAAGUUUUUGGAAAAAUUUAUGAAAAAAAAUUGUAUUAAGUAAAGAAAUAGUUAAAUAUGAUCUCAAUAAGUUCUAUAGUUCGGCGUACGAGUAUAAGUAAGAUUUGCCAUCGAAUCGUAUAUGGACAGAGUUUAAUAUGUCAUUGUAUAUAUAGGAGAAGACGUCAUUUUUGUGAAAUGAAGCUUCUGAUUGUAUAUUCGUUGUGGUAUAUCAUGCUUAAAAACAAAAUAUAUAUUGAUUUUGGAUUUAUUACGAAAUAUGAAAAUGUCUUAUGUAUAUGUAGUUGAUUAUAAUGAUAUCUGCUGGACAACACUAGAGCUAUAGGAAUGUAACAUUAAAAAGAUCAAUCCAAUUUUUUUUUUAUUUCAUACCGCCAAAAUAUGACGCCAUGUUGAUUUUUCACAAGUCGCAUUCAUUUUUCAGUGUUAUUGAAUUUACUCUUCAAUAAUAAAUUAUAAUCACAUGUUUGUUUUUAGCACAUUAGCUCAUCUAUACUAGAUUAUGUUGUUGAUCUCAUAAUUAAUGAUGUAAUGUGUUAUAGCACAGUAUGACUAUAAGUAGGUACAUUAGGAUAUAGUUAGUACCUAAUCUUUCACGAAUGUUUUUAAUUUGUCCUUAGUUAAAAUACAUUAAAUACAUAAUAAGGAAAUAUUUUUAUAUUUAUUUUGACGAAGUCAUUCAACCUUCUUUUGUAGUAAGUUUUUUACUCGUUUUGCCGGUUUUAGAUUUUUGAAUUUAUAUUCCAGUUGAAUCAGGUUUAUGUAAUAUGAUUGUUUAUUAGUUAGUUAAUUUUUAUUUUAUAGUAACAAUUUUAUAUUUAGUGUUAGCUUAAGUGUAAAUGUAUUAAAGUUUGUGUUUGACUGUGAUUUCAAAAUAAAGAGUUCUCUUUCGAAAAUCUUCAA